CUUGCACUUAUUUGGAAAAAAUGUGCGACAUUACACCUGCACAUGACUGGAAUUUCCCUUAAAGAUUCUGAACUCAAUCUGUCCGGCACCUUGGCUUAUCUAAGGAGGUCAUAAAGGAGGACACAGGUGUUUGUUUGCAAAUGUUUUUUUUCACUUCGACUGUCAAAUCUUGCCUUCAUUAAGGAUAUAUGUUUGCUUACUAUCCUGUGGCUCUGCGUGAUGGUAGGUUUAUUAUUUUCUCUUGUCUGUGCUGGAAUAAUUACAGUGUUAUUGACGUGACAAAAGAAAGUAUUUGCUGAACAUUUGAUUGAUGACUUUGGAUUUUGAAGAAGGAGAAGAAGAAAACGACUUCAAUCUCAACUACAAGAGAGAUUUGAAGUGCAUAUCGACCUGUCUCUUGAAAAAAAAGUUUAAUUAAGAAACAUUUUCUAAACGAAAACAAACCAUUCGUUGAAUUUGCAUCUUCUGUUGCUCGCAACAAGAGACAACACUAGUUCGUUGUCGCGUUUCUAACUGUACCGUGAAUAUUCAAAUUAAGAGAAGUAACGUAUUGUAAACUUUCUUAUGGAGCAUUUGGGGAGAAAUUGGUCGGAAAAUGGAACGGUUCUUUCAGAUUUGUCUUCGCUGUUUGAAGAGGAAGCCAGCGUUCUGAAAAACUUGAGGAUUAUGUCGUAUGCUGUGAUAUGUAUUAUUGGCACGCUUGGAAACGUGCUUGUUUUACUGACUACCCGAAAAAGACGCAUGAGGACAGUCACUAAUCUAUUUAUUGCAAAUCUUGCAUUGGCUGAUUUAGCAGUUUGUAUUCUUGCCAUUCCAAUAUCUGUGGCAUACUCGAGUCUGGGAUACUGGCCAUUUGGUACAAUGCUUUGCAAAACAAUGCCAUAUCUACAAGGAAUAACGGUGUCAGCCUCAAUAGGCACACUAGUGGCCAUCGCCUGCGAUCGUUUCAUCGUUAUCGUGUAUCCCACCAUCAAAAAACUCAGAGUCUCUCAAACGUGGAUCGCUAUCGCAGUUAUCUGGGUCCUCUCGGCACUAGUGUCCAUCCCCGUAAACCUGCAUAGCGAAGUGGUGAGCGAUGAUAUUGAUGGUGUGAAAAUGGCGUUUUGCAUGGAAGUGUGGUCAUCCCAUGUGGCAAGGAAUACAUACUCCCUUAUUGUGUUCUUAGUUUUGUUCCUUCUACCAAUUGGCGUCAUGUCAGCCAUGUAUCUGGGAAUCAUAAUUAAAUUUAAAAAGCUCCAGCCAACCCAAGAAGCAACUAUACGGACCCACAAAAAAGUCAUAAACAUGCUCGUCAUUGUCAUCGUGAUAUUUGCAGUUUGUUGGAUUCCUUAUCACGUGCUAUUUCUAUAUUUGGACGAGGCUGGCUUCACGACAACCAAGGAACAAACUAUUCUAGCUCUUUUCUUCCAGUGGCUAAUGUACGCAAACAGCGCCUGCAAUCCCAUUGUGUACGCGGUCUGUAACUUGAAUUACAGGCGCGAGUUUCUGGACAUGAUCAAGUGCAUCGGGGAAAGCUGAUUCACGAAAGUUAUGUUUAUUGGGAAAAGAGUAUUUUUAAACAUUUUAUGCCUUGCUGAUGCUGAUAGCCCUAAUUAUGGAACUAAUCGAUCAAAAUAUGAGCAUUAUAAAUAGUCAAAGCCAUAGUUGCUUAAAACAUAAGUAAUAACACAAUGCAGGUAUGACAACUCUUAACUCUUUACAAGCCUAAAUGUUUGAUACCAAUAAGUAUAUAUUGAUCUUGGAAUAGAACGGUGCAUUAUCAAUGAAAAAAGAGAAUGAUAUGAAGUAAUUUAUCUGCAUCAUUUGUUUGAAACAAUUUAAAAGACGACAUCAAAAACAUGACUUCUUAUUCAUCAUCAUUUUGAUCAACAUCAUUAACAACUACAAUAUACCAUCAUCACCAUCAUAAUUGUUUAAAACAACAUAGAAGGCGACGUCAAAACAGCAUAACAUCUUCGUCAUCAUCACUUUCAUCAAUAUCAUUAACAACUACAAUAUACCAUCAUCACCAUCAUAAUUGUUUAAAACAACAUAGAAGGCGACGUCAAAACAACAUAACAUCUUCGUAAUAAUUAUCAUCAUUACGAACAUCAUAAUUAAUUCAUCAACAUGAUUAACAACGACUAUAUACCAUCAUCAUCAACAUCAUCAUCAUCAUAAUCGUUUAGUAAAACAAUAUAUAAAGCGAGGUCAAAAAACCUAAAAUCUUUCUAAUAAUCAUCAUCAUUACGAUAAUGAUUAUCAUUAUUACCAUUAUUUUAGACCCUGACAGCAUUGGCCAGACCAACAUUCAGACCUUAAAAUAUCUGAGUAGAAGGUGCUGCCUUUGCUCUGGAAAAUGGUUAGACCUUUACUGUGACCGUAUGAUUACGCAAAAUUGCGGUCCCGUCUUAUUUAGAGAAAUUAAACGUAGAUGGUCACAAGUUAAUCAGUGCUAAGUUGGCAACUGUCUCGUGCCACCCUCUCUAAAUCAGAUAAAAAAUCGAGGUCGAUUAUCAUUUUCAUCGACAUCGUUAACAGCAACAUCAAUAAAAAAAUCAACAAACGAAUACUAAUAUAUUGAUAGUAACAAAU
This is a messenger RNA of Actinia tenebrosa (Australian red waratah sea anemone), 2574 nucleotides long. RefSeq names its product neuropeptide Y receptor type 2. The record is from RefSeq and is a predicted model, not a curated record. Lineage: Eukaryota; Metazoa; Cnidaria; Anthozoa; Actiniaria; Actiniidae. Gene Ontology annotation, cellular component: membrane. Gene Ontology annotation, molecular function: neuropeptide Y receptor activity. Gene Ontology annotation, biological process: G protein-coupled receptor signaling pathway.